ACUGAAAUAUACGGACAACCAGCGUGUAAUAAUCCACGUGAAGGAUGUCAAUGACGAGCCUCCGUAUUUUAUCAAUCGUCCGCUACCAAUGCAGACGGUGGUGCAGCUAAACGCCGCACCGAAUACGCCCGUCUUUACCCUGCAAGCGAGAGAUCCCGAUACUGACCACAAUAUUCACUAUUUCAUCGUAAGAGACCGAACUGGGGGCAGAUUUGAAGUCGAUGAGCGAUCGGGUGUGGUUCGCACUAGGGGAACGGAUCCUUUCCAACUUGAUAUGGAAUACGUGUUGUAUGUCAAGGCAGAAGAUCAGAGCGGUCGUGUUGACGAGAGGCGAUUCCAAUCAACCCCUGAGGAACGUCUUAGCAUUGUAGGCGGUAAACGGGCCCCUCAGUUCUAUCUACCGAGUUAUGAAGCCGAGAUAGCGGAGAAUCAGAAGAAAGAUUCUGAUAUCAUUUCCGUGAAAGCGAAAUCGUUUGCCGAUCGUGAAAUUCGAUACACUCUGAAAGCACAAGGGCAAGGCGCGGGUACUUUUAACAUCGGUCCAACCUCUGGUAUUGUGAAAUUGGCGAAGGAAUUGGACUUUGAAGACUUGCGUCAACCACACGUGUACUCAUUGGUCGUUACUGCUACCGAAGAUUCGGGAGGAUUCUCUACAUCUGUCGAGUUAACAAUACGUGUCACGGAUGUGAAUGACAACGCGCCAAAGUUUGAACUACCCGACUACCAAGCCCAUAAUGUUGAUGAAGACAUCCCUCUCGGAACCAGCAUUCUCAAAGUCAAAGCAAUGGACGCGGAUUCUGGAAAGAACGCAGAGAUUGAAUAUUUAGUAUCAGAUGAUCACUUCAGCGUUGAUUCGAAUGGUAUAAUCACCAAUAACAAACAGUUGGAUGCCGAUAACAACAAUGCAUACUAUGAAUUUGUUGUUACUGCCAAGGACAAAGGCGAGCCAGCAAAAACGGGAACUGCCACGGUCAGAGUCUAUACCAAAAACAAAAACGACGAAGAACCAAAAUUUUCUCAGCAAGUAUAUACACCUAAUGUGGAUGAAAAUGCGGGCCCAAAUACUUUAGUUACUACAGUUGUUGCUUCUGACAAGGACGGAGAUAAUGUUCGCUUCGGUUUUGUUGGUGGCGGUACUAGUUCUGGACAAUUCGUAAUUGAGGAAAUAACGGGAGUCAUACGAUUGCACAAUAAAGCCAUAUCGUUGGAUAGGGAUAAAUACGAGUUAAAUGUAACAGCUAUGGACGAUGGAGCUUGUUGCGUUAAUGGGGAUGCAACUAUACACACAUCAACAGCCGUGGUGGUUGUAUUUAUAACAGAUGUUAAUGAUAAUAAGCCUAUCUUCAAAGAUUGUCCAACUUACUUUCCAAAAGUAGAAGAAGGCGCUCCAAAUGGCAGUCCAGUCAUAAAAGUACAUGCUACCGAUGAAGACAAGGGCGUAAAUGGUCAAGUGAAGUAUUCUAUAGUGCAACAGCCAAAUCAAAAAGGUACGAAGUUCACAGUUGAUGAAGAAACAGGAGAGGUAUCUACCAACAAGGUGUUUGAUCGAGAAGGGGACGACGGAAAGUUUGUUUCUGUCACGGUGAAGGCUACAGAUCAAGGAGAUCCUUCCCUAGAAGGUGUCUGCUCGUUUACCGUUGAAAUCACAGAUGUGAAUGACAAUCCACCACUAUUCGACCGACAAAAAUACGUGGAGAAUGUAAAACAGGAUGCCAGUAUAGGCACAAACAUUCUAAGAGUGUCAGCAUCUGAUGAAGAUGCUGAUAACAACGGAGCUAUCGUCUAUACUUUAAGCGCUCCCUAUAACCCAGCAGACAUAGAAUACUUUGAAAUCCAACCUGAAUCGGGAUGGAUUGUUUUAAAGAAACCUUUAGACCGGGACAGGUAUCGACUUCGCGUGCGCGCCUCCGACAGAGGCGACCCGCCCUCCUCCGCAGACGUGGACGUUGAAUUAGACGUGGUAGACAGGAACAAUAAACCUCCCAUCUGGGACGACAUGUCCACGUAUGGCCCCGUUCACAUCAAAGAGAAUGUCACAGUGGGUACCGUAGUGACCAGUGUGAAAGCCAGCGAGAGACAUACAAGUUGGAGGCUAUGGCUCAAGACAAGGGCUUCCCGCCCUUGUCCAGAACCGUGGAGGUCCAGAUAGACGUAGUGGAUCGCGCGAACAAUCCCCCCGUGUGGGACCACACAGUGUACGGCCCCAUCUACAUUCGAGAGAAUUUGCCCGUUGGUGCCAAAGUGGUGUCCGUUAAAGCAAGCUCUGGUAUUGAAAACAACCCAACCGUAUUCUACCGAUUGAUGCCCGGCUCGACGGCUCAGACGAACAAAUUUCAUACUUUCUACUUACAACAAAGAGCUGAUAAUGGAUUCACUUGGGCCGACAUUAAAGUGAAC
This is a messenger RNA of Zerene cesonia (dogface butterfly), 2397 nucleotides long. Its product is annotated as neural-cadherin-like. Gene Ontology annotation, molecular function: calcium ion binding. Lineage: Eukaryota; Metazoa; Arthropoda; Insecta; Lepidoptera; Pieridae. Gene Ontology annotation, cellular component: plasma membrane; cell-cell junction. The record is from RefSeq and is a predicted model, not a curated record. Bases 89 to 2149 code for a protein of 686 amino acids. Gene Ontology annotation, biological process: homophilic cell-cell adhesion. The transcript is spliced from 10 exons.